UAGAUAGAUGGAUAGAUGUUUAUUGUAUAUAAAGAGGCUAUCCCGGAGAGAUCUUCAUAUUCAACUGAAAUGAUUUUAUCGAAACCAUAUGACCAAGACGACCCUUGGAUAGUUACUGGUCUGCAAAACUCUACACAGAUUAAUCCUAAUCCUCCACAUGAUGAUGAUAUCCCCGAUGAAAAUAAAAUACCAGAUACACAUUAUUACGAAGUGUCUACGCCAAGCUACACCUCAUUAGAAGUAGAGGAUCUUCAAAGAGACUCUUCAAAAAUAACAAUACAAGAGAUCAUACCAGAACGUAAGGAAAUACCUAUAACUGCUCCCCCUAAAAUCAUCGCUGAACCACAAGGCACAUUACUCAUAGAAGAGGCGGACGAUUUCUCCAAUAACUCCAAUGAUUUGGUAAUAACUGAUUCAGAUGCUGAAUCUAGCGAAAUUUCGGAGGUAUUUCAACAGCCUCCGCCAGUUUUGAGGAUCGGUGACAAGUUACUUUUUCUCAAAAAAGGAGAAUUCGUCCCAGAAAAAGACACUAGUACACCCACUUCUGUAAUAACAUUAAUAGGUGCUGAAGGAUUGCAACGAGGUUUCGAAGAGAGCGGGGAGGUUCACGAAACAAAGAUUGAUACUAUGGAAUUUAAUCCUCAUCAAGCUAGCAGUAAGAAAACUUUGGAAUCAGCAGAUGGUGAAUAUUUAGAUUCACUACUCGUUUUGAAUACAGCUGAAUCUGAACAUAUUCUGUCCUUGGUUAAACGCAAAAAUGAUCCUACAACGACAGAAUUGUUUUCAUUGACAGAAUCCACUGGUACAACAGAAAGCGGAAUAAUAACAGAAACAAAUAGUGCGAUUUCAAAUGACGUUGUUUUUCACAACAAUUCAUCAAAUAACAUAACAGCCGGAGAUACCCAACCAGUAACAACAUUCAAAACGCAUGAUAAUUCAUCUACCGAAGUAUACACUGAACGUUGGAAAAUAACAGUGACUGACCUACCUAGUAAACCUUAUUAUUCAACUCCUAUUUUGAAUGAAACUCACGAAACGAUUAUUGAAACCAAUCCGGAGUAUCCUCCGUUGCGGGAGAUAUUGGUCUCCAACAUGGAUGAUGCACUGCAACGAUUUGAUAUAGAGGAAAAAGAAACCAAUAAAAACAUCACUUAUCUGGAACCUAACACAAAAAUAAUUCCAGAUAUUCUCGAUAUUCUAAGCAAUAAGACUGUGCCAAAAAAUAUUACACACAAGGAAUGGCUGAAGUCAAAUACAGAAACUCUAGUGAAUCUGAAAGCAUAUUUACCUGAAGAGUUCCUUAACCAACCAGCACCUACUGACUAUGAAGACACUGGGAACAGUGACGAUGUGCUUCUCAGUACCGAGAAUUCUCCAGCUGUCACUGAAAAGGUCAUUGACAUACUGACGAAUGAAACUGAAAAGGUAACUCUCGUCGAAUCAGUUCCAGUGAAAAAUGCGGGAUCAAUGGAGAGUUUGGAGGAAAUAGACAAUGACAGUGAUGAGUCUACUACAUCAAAAGAUAGUCAUUCUCCUAUUUUGUCCGACGAGAAUGCCAGCGUUGAAGGUGAUAAAAAUCAAACUGAAGCAGAUGACAUGGUGGGAAUCAAAGAAAAACCUGAUGAAAGCCGUAUUGAAAAAACAACCCCCCACGAUGUCCAAAUGAUCGAUAAUGUCAACGAAAGUAAGAAACCGACUGGUGUAAAAACUACAGAUGUUGAGAUACUAGAUACUACGAUUCUCAAUAAACCAAUAAUAGAAAAAAGUGUUUCUCCCCAGAGUAAUUCCGAAAGAGCAGAUAAUUCGCCUGAUACUCAUUUGAAAAUUGUUAAAAGAGAAAACAUACAAAAUUAUGAUGAAAGAGAUGAAGAUACAGAGGAGGAAAACGAAGAGAAAAAAAAAGAUGAGGAAAUUUUUAAACAAUUGUUAGAAGACACUAGUACUCCAAAUACUCCAAGAGCUUCAAGUGCGACUUUCACCAAAGAAACCGACCCCAUGAAGAGGUUUAGUGCCUCACUUGCACAGUAUUCUUUGAAAGAUGCUGCUUUCGAUCCUAAUUUUAUAGGACUUUUAGCAAACUUUUUUAGUAAUCAGCGUACAACAUAGAGAAAUAUAUUUUAGACUGAUGACUGAGAAAAUACACAAUUCUCAAUUUUUCUCUUUCCCUGUUAACGUGAUUUUUUUCAACAUUUUGCUCAAGCAAUCUCAUGUGAAAUGAGUACAAGUUUAAGUUAUCGGAAUCAUGUGUAGACACACGAACGUUCUGAUUAUUGGUAUUAGAUGUUCUAGACGUUUUGCAUGUGCCGAUUUAUAGAAGUUAGCUUGUGCUAGAUUUCUCUCAGAAGCUAGGAUAGAACAACAGUUAAUAUACUUCAUAUUGAUAGAUAUUAAGACUUGAGUGUUGAUACUAUGUAAACUGAAAUGAAAGUAUUCCCUAUUAUGUAGAAGUCCGACUUCAUAUGUCCAUGAAAUAUUAGCUUUAUCUGAUCAAUCUCGGCAAGUAUUUAUGAAAUUUGUUCAAUUGUUGUUACAAUUUUAUCUGUGGUAAUUGUAUGUAACAAAUAUCAGUAAACGUUUUUAUUAAUA
Molecule: messenger RNA, 2586 nt
Organism: Leptinotarsa decemlineata (Colorado potato beetle)
Lineage: Eukaryota; Metazoa; Arthropoda; Insecta; Coleoptera; Chrysomelidae
Biological process (GO): positive regulation of BMP signaling pathway
Cellular component (GO): extracellular region
Molecular function (GO): BMP binding
Source: RefSeq, a predicted model, not a curated record